Messenger RNA from Cololabis saira (Pacific saury), 3671 nucleotides. Its product is annotated as cohesin subunit SA-2-like. Gene Ontology annotation, molecular function: chromatin binding. Gene Ontology annotation, biological process: sister chromatid cohesion. NCBI's taxonomy places the organism in Eukaryota, Metazoa, Chordata, Actinopteri, Beloniformes, Belonidae. The record is from RefSeq and is a predicted model, not a curated record. Gene Ontology annotation, cellular component: chromatin; cohesin complex; nucleus. The transcript has 31 exons. The coding region runs from base 16 to 3492 and encodes 1158 amino acids.
UGGUCCAGGUCCAAGAUGAUUCCCGAAGCGUCGGCUGCUGCUUCAUCCGGGUCCUCGGAGGAGAGAGCCACCGGUGAUGCGGAGGCGUCCUCGUCUGGAGCUGUCAAUCAGUCGGAGGAGGACUCGGGGACGGAGAACCAGCAGAAGGUGAGACGGAGGAAGAGACCUCACCGUUUCUCCGAGAACUUCAAGACCAAGCGAGCGCGCGGCGGCGGAGCGGGACGAGGACAGAGGGACGCCGAGGCCGUCACCCUGUUCCAGGUGGUCACCAUGGGACGCAGCGCCAUGCAGGCGGUGAUCGAGGACUGGGUCCAGGCCUACGGGGGGGACAGAGACUCGUCCCUGCUGGACCUCAUCAGCUUCUUCAUCCAGUGCUCGGGAUGCAAAGGUCUGGUGGCAGCAGAAAUAUGUCGGAGUGAAGAGGAUGGAGACGUCCAGAGCAAGAUGGUGGAGACGCUGGACGAGGACGCUGGUCUCCAGUAUAAGAAGUUCCUGGCGUUUCCCUGGAUCCUGACGGUCACAUGGCCCCUGGACACGGACACGGCCGAGUACCCUCUGGUGCAGUCCGGCCCGUACGGCCGCUGGUUCCACUCCGAGUUCUGCGACUUCGUCUCGGUCCUGGUGUCCCAGUGUCAGCGCGGCGUCCUGUUCGACGGCUACCUGAUGAACACGCUGAUCUCCCUGCUGACCGAGCUGUCGGACUCCUACAUCCGGGCCUUCAGGCACACCUGUACGCUGGCAGCCGUGAAGCUGCUCACCGCCCUGGUGGGCGUCGCCCUCAGCCUGGCCGGCGGCGUGGAGAACAGCCAGAAACUGUUGGACGUCCAGAAGACCAAGACGGGCAGACAGAGGAGCGCACAGCUGGACAAGAUCCAGAGGAAGAUCACCGAGCUGCAGGAGCAGCAGGCGGAGGUGGAGAGCAUGAUGGACGUCGUCUUCAAGGGCGUGUUCCUCAAGAGAUACCGGGACGUGCUCCCGGAGAUCCGGUCUCUCUGCGUGGAGGAACUGUCCUUGUGGAUGAAGCUGAGCAGCUCCGUGUUCCUGAACGACAGUUACCUGAAGUACCUGGGCUGGAUGCUGCACGACAAGACGGCGGACGUGCGUCUCCGGAGCGUGGCGGGUCUCCAGAACCUCUACGGAGAUUCUCUGCUGCUGCCCAAGCUGGACCUGUUCACCAGCCGCUUCAAGGACCGGAUGAUCUCCAUGACGCUGGACAAGGACAACGAGGUGGCGCUGCAGACGCUGAAGCUGCUGCUGAACAUCUCCAGGACGUCUGAUGAUCUUCUCUCCGAGGACGACUACCAGCAGCUCCUGCAGCUGGUUUACUCGUCACAGCGCCCUCUAGCGGUGGUGGCAGGAGAGCUGCUCUACUCCAGGUUGCUGGCUGCUGGAACUGCUGGAGCUGCUGGUGGAGAACGGUCUGAAGAGCAGCAGAAGUUCUCGCGGCUGAAGGCUCUGCUGAGCUUCUACCAGGAGUCGGAGCUGCACAAGCACGUGGUUUACCUGGUGGACGCUCUCUGGGAUUGUGGUGGAGAUCUGCUGAAGGACUGGCCCGGGUUCACGUCCCUGCUGCUGCAGGAGCCCUCAGGCUUCGCGCCGGCAGAAGAGGAGCUGCUGGUGGAGAUCCUGGUGGCGUCGGUGCGUCAGGCCUCAGAGGGACCGGUUCUGGCGGGCCGGAGCGGAGCCAAGAAGGUGAUGAACGCCAGGGAGAAGAAGACUCACAUGGAGGACGGUCUGAGGAUCACGGAGCAUCUGCUGGGGGUUCUUCCUCCGCUCCUCUCCAAGUUCUCGCGUCGCGCCGAAGCCGUCGCCGCCUUGAUGAGAAUCCCCCAGUUCUUCCUGCCGGAGAGUCCAGAGGCCUCCAACACACAGGCUCUGUCCAGCCUGAUGGGUUCCAUGGCGGCGGUGUUGGACCUGCAGUCGGACCCGGCGGUCCUGGAGGCGGCGGCCCGGUCCUACCUGAGCCUGGUUGGGGGGGGACCGGGCUGGAGCGGGCCGGCCUCGGCCGCCCUGGAGGCCGUGGUGACGCGGUGGGUGGAGCGGCUGAAGGGGCUGCUGAAGGAGCUGCUGGGGAGAUCGAGCUUCUCUGCUGAUGACGAGACCAUGACAGACAUCUUAACGACGCUGAAGAAGCUCAGAGUUUUCCAGAACUGCCACGAGCUCCGGCGCUGGAGACUGCUGGACCUGCUGACCCCCCUGCUGGAGGAGAGUGGUGGAGGGGCCCCCCCAGAGCUGCUGCAGGAGGUUCUGCAGAUCUGCUGCUUCAGCGUCAUCUGGUCCCUGAACACCAGCAGCUCCUCGCUCACCUGCAGGGACGAGGCCGACUCCCAGCGGCUCCAGCUCCGUCUCUUCUGUGACAGCAGCCACCGCCGUCUGUCCCACCCCGACCUCGCCGUCAGGACUCAGGCGUUCCUGGGCGUCUGCGACGUCCUGACGGCUCACUCCUACCAGCUGCACCUGUGGGACCCCACCUCCUUCGGCCCGCUGCUCUACACCCCCAGCCCCCGCCUGCAGAGGGCGCUGCUGGCCUUCCUGUUCGCUCACGUGUUCGUCGACUGCAAGAACCCAGUGGGUGAGGACGGCGAUGUGGAGAAGCUGGAGGAUCUGCACCGCCGGAGGAACCUGCUGGCCGGAUACUGCAAGCUGGUCGUGUACGGAGUCCUGGAGAUGAGCUCGGCGGCCGCCGUCUUCAUGUACUACGUGAAGCACUACAACGAUUUCGGUGACAUCAUCAAGGAGACGAUGUGCAGGACCCGGCAGGUGGACAAGAUCGAGAGUUCCCGGGCCCUGGUGCUCUGCCUGCAGCAGCUGUUUGUGCGGCUGAAGCGGGAGCAGAACCGGGGCGGCCGGCCCGAGUCGGGGGUCCAGACCUUCACCAGCAUCAAAGAACUGGCCCGGCGGUUCGCCCUGACCUUCGGGGACCAGGUCAAGUACCGGGAGUGUGUCGUCAUGAUCCACAGGAACGGCAUCGAGUUCGUGUUCGGGGAUUCCGGUCGGGGCGAGCUGACGGCGCCGGCGUACCUGAGCUACCUGACCAUCCUCAGCGAGUUCUCCUGCAAGCUGCUGAGACCCGACAGGAAAACAGUGUGCUCGUACCUGCAGACUCACACCGCCGACCACCUAGCCGAGCUCCGUGACGAGAGCUGGCAGGCUGUGAUCCACUACCGGGCCUCGUUACUGGCCGUCGCCGACGGCGAGGACGGCGUGUCCUACGUGAGCUCGGACUGCAGGGUCCCGCGCUCCUACUCCAGGCAAGGAAGCAGCAAGUCUCCCGGAUCCUUCAGCCCCUUCAGUCCUGGUGGAGCCAGCAGAGCUCGGGCCAGCGUCAGCUCCAGCUGCCAGGACCGGGACCAGAUCCAGGACCGGGACCAGAUCCAGGACCGGGACCAGAUCCAGGACCGGGAUCCUCUCUCCGUCCUGCUGGAGUCUCCUGCCUCCGUCCUCAGCCUCAGCAGCGACGUGGAGGACGGACCGGUGGAGGUGGAGCUGUGAGUCUGGACCGGUACCGGUACCAGUCCUGCAGAGAACUGGACAUGCAGAGACCUGGACCUGCUGAGGCCUCGUUUCCACAUAUCAAAAACGCUGGUGUUUUCCUGCGUUUUGUUCGUUCGUUUACACGAAAACGAAGCUCAAAGUCUCCAAAAACCAUCAUUCCUGGAAACUCCGUCCAA